CAAGCAGCUGCAAGUCGCGAAACGGUCGUUUGUACCUGCACAGGUAACAGAAGCAACAGGUCAUUUCUCUGCUGAGGGGAGCGGCGGCCCGGCAAGCCGCGUAGCCGGCCCAGUCGCCCUCCGCGCUCCAUACGAGCUACACUUCGCGUCCGUGCGCCUUCUGAUUACACCACGAUUUACUUUCCCGCGACCGUAUUGACGCGGUAAUAAGUUAUGUGCGCUAACGCACCACUCAGAGUGUCAUCCGUCCUCAUCGGUGAUCAAUUGUGACGGUUCAGAUGUCUCCCAGCUUAGAAGGGAUCAUGUUCAACAGGAACGCGAACCUGUCGGCGCGACGGCCACUGUUAGUGGAGGCGCAGAAGCCUCUAGUGGUGCCUCCACGCGCUCCUCCCCGUGACACCGGGCCGCGUAGGCCCGUGCCUCCGGCUAGGAAUGUCCCGGAUUAUCCCUACGAAUACCGACCGGAUUACUGGAAACCAUCGAACGUCGAACUCGAAAAACGAUUGCAAGAGUCGCGAGCUCGCGAGAAAGUUGGUUACUUUCAAGACAAAGUUACGUCCCCGGAGCUGAGUUUGGACCGCAGAGAAGCGGAACUAGUAUUCAAGUUCGACCCUCACGCUUCGGCCGAGUAUCUGUCGAGCCAGUAUCGGGCUCCUACAGUGCACUAUGCCAAGCCCGCAACGCCAGUAAACGGGUUUUCUAACCGUGUCCCAGAGAGAGACGGGCCCUUUGUGUUCGGAGUGCACAGUCCGAGCCAAUUCCCGAUCCCACGACGGGACGACGACGAUUACGAUUAUUCCGAGGUGGCCGAGGAGAAUGGCCGAACCGCAGUUCGUGACGAUGUGUCGGAAGACUUAAAUUGCUGUGAUAAAGUGAACGAGUGGACUGUACGAGAUAAAAAAUGCAAAAGGACCUUGAAUCGGAUGUUUCAAAUUAAAGAUAGGAGGAAGGUGAAAGGUAGCAAUAAGGAGAAGAUAAAGUGUGUGUUGGUUGGUGAUGGAGCAGUUGGGAAAAGCUCUUUGAUAGCUGCCUAUGCACAGAACAAGUUUCGGGAAGAAUAUCAGCCGACUGCUUACGACACAUUUAAUGUUGCUGUGGACGUGGACGACAGGCCGGUCCGCGUGGAAAUCUGUGAUACUGCUGGACAGGACUCAAUGUCAAAACUACGCGAGCUAUGCUACCCUGGUACUGACGUCCUUAUGCUGUGCUUCUCCGUGGUCCGGCCGGAGACCUUCCGGUCUGUCGCGGAGAAGUGGACCAAGUCUGUGGCCGGUGUGAACGCACCUUUAAUUCUGGUCGGCACUCAGAGCGACUUGGCGUUGGAUCCGCGGGUGCUGCAGUCUUUGCGAGCCCGAGGUGAGCAUCCGGUGACGGAGACAGAGGCGCGAGCGCUUGCCGCCAAAAUCGACGCCAACUACAUCGAAACGUCAGCCAAAACUAGGAAACAAUUGAAAGAUGCUUUCGACGCCGCCAUCUUGGCCGGCCUGCCAGUGAGACAUAGUAGAAAACCUUUUUGGAAGAAGCUAUUCUGUAUGAGCUAAUUCUCUAUUUAUCACAUAGUUAUCCUUAGGUCUGAAGACCUGGCUUGAAGGAUCUGAGCUUGAGGAUGAAGAAUACUGAAGAGUGUGCGUAGUGGAGAAGAUAAGCAAGAAAGCGGACCUGGGUUCCAAAGCUUUAUGGCUGAGAAAGACAUCGGGAACUCGCUCAGUGAUAGAGGUCAAGGUUGAAAACAAAAUCUAUUUGGAUCUUAGGAUAGCUAAAGGAGUCUAGAUAUAUUUAUUCAAGAUGCAAUUACAGAAUGUAAAUCGCUGGUAGAUACCGUUAACAAGUUGAAACCAAAGUUUUGAUAAGGCUACAUCACCGACACUGACACACUGUUAUCUUUAUUAGGAUCUUGAACCCUGAGACUGUCUUUAAAUUGUUAUUUUAAUUGACUGAGCUGUAUGCAGGCUGGUACUGAAGUCUUUCUCGUGUCCGCGCACUUUCUUGGGUGAUUUGAAAAAUACUUUGUCCAAAAUGUAAGGUCACAGGACAAAACUCGUUUCAAAAUGUAACCACAUCUACAUACUAUCGAAGUAGUCAUUACAGCUGACUAGACACGCUUGAAAUUGUGAUUUUCCGUCUAACGGCAAUAGUUUUUCGUACUUAUAUAGUGCCCAAUUGUAUAUAAGAUAUUUUAGCAAAGUUAUAUGCGAUCAUAUGAAUAAUACGUGGUGUGAAUGUAACAAAUUCAAUUCAUUUAUUAACAAUUGAAUUUUCAGUCACGGACAUACAAUAGUCAGUUAAAGAGUGUACUGUACUCGUGUAUUGGAGAUGGUCACUGGAGAUGGAAGUGCCUUAUAGAAAUACGUAGGUAUACGUUUUUUACAUCUUGAUGAUAGGUACAUUUAAAGUGAGAAUGUACUUAUACUUAUUUCGGAGGGAAAAGUGAAAAUGUUUGUCGAGUGAGAUUAUAAUGCGCAAGUGUCUCAAUAAUAAAGUAGUGACUAGGUACUGAAUUAGUAGAAAUAGAUAAUAUCUAUCACAAAAUAUCUCAAAAAAAUUUAAUGUCAGCUCCACACUGUCGCCGAACCCAGACACACUUGCCGACGCGAAUACAUGAACAUUGGGUAGAUAGUAUGAGUUCUUUUAUUUAUCGCAAUGAAAAACCAGCAAUGUAUAGCGAAUCCGCUAAAGUUUGGAAAACUGUUCGACGACCGUGUGGAGCCGGCAACACGAAGUGUUUGCGGGUCGUUUUAAAUAGAUACAAAAUAUAUUACAUUUUAUCAAUAAAAAAUAAAGAUGGAAUUAAGUAUGGAAUGGAUGAUAUUAGUAAUACAAUUUAAAAAGAAAUCUUUGUUGAUGUCGUCGAUGACACUUGUAAAUAUUCUAAAACGUGUUAAAAAUUGUACAGUCUAAAUAAUGCCUAAUGUAAUGUUAUAUGUAUAAUGGAUUUUUUCAGGUUCUGUCUGUAUAUAACUAUUGACUUAUUAUGUUGUUUUGAUACUCAACACGAACUGAUAAUUAUAUUUUAUAAUAUCGUAA
This is a messenger RNA of Plodia interpunctella (Indianmeal moth), 3024 nucleotides long. Its product is annotated as ras and EF-hand domain-containing protein-like. Gene Ontology annotation, biological process: establishment or maintenance of cell polarity; endocytosis; Cdc42 protein signal transduction. Bases 279 to 1541 code for a protein of 420 amino acids. NCBI's taxonomy places the organism in Eukaryota, Metazoa, Arthropoda, Insecta, Lepidoptera, Pyralidae. The record is from RefSeq and is a predicted model, not a curated record. Gene Ontology annotation, molecular function: protein kinase binding; GTPase activity; GTP binding. The transcript is spliced from 4 exons.